Phalaenopsis equestris is the source of this 1702-nucleotide messenger RNA. RefSeq lists its product as uncharacterized. NCBI's taxonomy places the organism in Eukaryota, Viridiplantae, Streptophyta, Magnoliopsida, Asparagales, Orchidaceae. The coding region runs from base 271 to 1497 and encodes 408 amino acids. The transcript is spliced from 2 exons. The record is from RefSeq and is a predicted model, not a curated record.
AUUCUUCGCCCAAGCUUCUUGCUUUCUAGAUGACGAGAUGAGAGGUAUAAUUAUUCAGUCACGCGCAUCCAAUCAAAAGGCGCAAACUUUUUUUCAACAUCUCUGCAAAAGGUCUCUCCUUGACUUGAGAGUUCGGCUUAUUGUUUCGUCUUCUUUAAUGAUUUAAUGGCUGGUUAACAGUGAGCUAAAGAAUCCGCUCUCCGACUUGCUUUCUAGCUCUAUUGGGAUUCUUAAAGCUUUUCAGAGUGAAAGGUCCAACUGUGCUCUUUCAUGGAAUCCUGCAAACCCCUUUCCCAAACACUUAGUUCUCUCACCGCCAUGGAUGCAACUAACCCGCUCAGAAAUAAGCCCCUCUUCACCACCUCUGAAAAACCUAGUUCCAUUCCUGAACCUAUUACUGAAGGAUUCAUCGGCUCUCUCGAAAUCCUGGUUCACCAAGCAAGAGACAUCCACAACAUCUGCAUCUACCAAAACCAGGACGUUUAUGCCAAACUCUGUCUCACCAGUGACCCAGAGGCCUCCAUCUCAACCAAGACCAUCAAUGGAGGUGGGAGAUACCCAAUCUUCAACGAGAGUCUGAAGCUCGGCGUUCGAACCAUCGAUAGCUCUCUCAAAUGUGAGAUUUGGAUGCUCAGCAGGGUUAAGAAUUACCUUGAAGACCAGCUCCUUGGCUUUGCUCUUGUCCCCCUUUCCCAAAUUGUUCUCAACAAUGGCAAACUUGAAAUGGAAUUCUCACUCUCCUCCACAGAUCUCUUCCAUUCUCCAGCCGGCUUCGUGUCGCUGACGAUUUCUUACACCGGCUCAACUCCUGAACUCAUGGCCAUUGCAUCAAAUGCUGAAGAAGCCGCACCGGGGGAUGCAGCGAACGAUAACUCUAUCUCUUCUGAAUAUGAAAAAAUGGAGUUCCCUGACUUAGCUGUUGUUUCUGAAAACAAGAUGAUGAUUUCAGAGUACUUUGGGAUUCCAUGCACCAAUUCAGAGCCUCAGAAUGGAGAAUGCCAUGUUGAUUGCUCUGAUAAUGAUGCUGAAGAUCGAAAUGUCGAUUUUUUCUCGACCGAAAACAGUCAUAUCACCAUUGGAGAUGAGAACAACAGCUCUCCUAUAUGCAGUGGUUCAGCUGAUGUGCCUGCUGCUGCUUUAGAUCCAUCUGCAAUUACUGAUCCUCCAAUUCAGAAAAGUAAUAACGCUGAAGUUACAGAUAGUGAUACCAGUUCAUCUGCUGAAGCGCCAGACAAGGCAUUUGUUCUUCCUCUUAUCAACAUAAAUCUUGAGCCCGAGCAGCCGGUCGUGCAGCAGGAGAUAGUUGACAUGUACAUGAAGAGCAUGCAGCAGUUUACAGAAGCUUUAGCAAAGAUGAAGCUUCCUAUGGACUUGGAGAAGAGCCGUAAUGGCAGCAGUGAUGGUGAUGGUGAUGAUGCUAACUCUGACAAGAAGAUGCAGGCUUCGGAAAAGACGAGUACUCCUCGAGUUUUCUAUGGAAGCAGAGCUUUCUUCUGAAACUCGAUCAAAUUCGCGAUCUUGAUAAGGUAGUAAUUGAACUUGUUAAGUGACUUUAUGUUUUUUUUUUUAUUAUGUUGAAUGGAUUAUGAUAUGGUAGGCUGAGUAUUAGCUCUUUAUGUUGCUAUAAUGUAUCUGUCGUUUCAUGCACUGUUUACUUUAAAACAUGGUAUGAAUGCAAUAUGAAAUAACUUCUUUAACUUAA